This is a messenger RNA of Polistes canadensis, 2731 nucleotides long. RefSeq names its product sprT-like domain-containing protein Spartan (gene mh). Bases 272 to 2398 code for a protein of 708 amino acids. The transcript has 5 exons. The record is from RefSeq and is a predicted model, not a curated record. Gene Ontology annotation, biological process: DNA repair. Lineage: Eukaryota; Metazoa; Arthropoda; Insecta; Hymenoptera; Vespidae. Gene Ontology annotation, cellular component: nucleus. Gene Ontology annotation, molecular function: single-stranded DNA binding; metalloendopeptidase activity; polyubiquitin modification-dependent protein binding.
UAGAAAAAUAUAAAUGACUUAUGCUAAUUACAAUAUGUUUCUAAUUAGUAUUUAAAUAUCAAUCACAAUAACACAUCCGUAUGUAUUUUGAACGUUUUGCUAACACAAUCUUCCGUGCACUAUAAGGUUAUAUGAAUGAUAUAACGGCCAAUUAAAAUAUCUAAAGAUUUAAAUAAAGUAGAAUAUUCAAAAUAUAUGAAUGGUAUUUUAUAAGAUGUGGUUAUUUCAAGUCAGUUCGAGUAUAAAUCCUUGAAGGAAAGAUUAUUAAAAUAUGAAUUCACAAAGGAAUCGUGACUUUAAAUUAGCAUUAAAUUUACACGACGAACCUAAUAUUGUUGGUGUUACAGAAAAUGCAAUUAUUCCAGAUGACCAAAAAAACAAAUCUUACAAACCAAAAACGUUAGUGGAUGAAACGUUAGAAAUAAUAGAUCCAACUCCUAAUAUUUAUACAUUAUUUAUGCAAUUUAAUACACGUUUCUUCUGGAAUGUUCUAUUACCUGUUGAGGUCAAAUGGAGUAACAGGAUGACAAGCUGUGCAGGAAUAUGUUCUUAUCAUUCGAGAAAUAAACAAUGUAUCAUUUCUCUCAGUGUUCCACUGCUAAAGCUCAGACCACGUAAAGACCUUGUUGAGACAUUACUGCAUGAAAUGAUUCAUGGUUAUUUGUUCUUGACAAAUAAUAAUCGUGAUAGAGAUGGGCAUGGACCAGAGUUUUGCAAACAUAUGCAUCGAAUUAAUAAAGAAGCUGGAACGAACAUAACAAUAUAUCAUACUUUUCACGACGAAGUUAAAUUGUAUCAACAACAUUGGUGGAGAUGCGAUGGACCUUGCCAUAAAAAGGCUCCAUAUUUUGGAACUGUACGUAGAGCGAUGAAUCGUGCACCAGGUCCAUCAGAUUUUUGGUGGAGAGAUCAUCAACAAAGUUGUGGUGGGAAGUUUAUAAAAAUCAAAGAACCGGAAAAUUUUAAAACUAAGAAUACAAUGAAUAAUCCAAAAUUGAAAGCUAUAACAAAAAAUACUCAGAAAGAAAAUAGUAUAACUGAUUGGUUAAUAAACAAUGAUAAUUCAUCUAAACAACAUAAAUCUAACAAUAUAUCUACAUCACAAAUUACACCUAUAUCAAAAAUAUUUAAAUCAGGAAAUAAUAAGAAUAAAAAUAUGCCUAAAAGCGUCGGUAGUCCUCUUAACGCAAAAAUAAAUAAUAAAUUAUUAGAUGACACUCCAAAGAAACUUGGUAAUAAUAUGAAUAAUAUUCAUGGCUGGGAUGUAGGAGGACCGAAAAAUUCAUCUACUUCUAAAGUAGUUAAAGAAAAUCCUAUACCUAAAUCUUCUGAUCCAAGGCAACUAGGAGGCAUACUAAAGAAACUUGGUAAUAAUACAAAUAAUAUUCAUGGAUGGGGUGUAGGAGGGCCGAACAGUUCGUCGGUUCCUAAAGUAGUUAAUAAAAAUUAUACGCCUAAAUUUUCUUGUUCGGGACAAAUAGGUGGCUCUAAUACUGGCAAAAGUAAUUUAUUAAAUAAAUUUUUUAUAAAAAAUAAUAAUGAGCAGCAAAUAUUAUCAUCAAAAAAUACUUCAUCGUAUGGUAGUACAAAUACUCCAUCGUAUGGUAGUACAAAUAAUACAGUUUUAAAAUCUGUUCAAGAAAACACAAGUAAAAAUCAAAAUAAUACUUUAAAUCAGAAUGCAAAUGACUCUGUUAAUUGUCCUGUAUGUAAUGUUACUGUUUCUGUUAAUAUUAUUAACGAUCAUGUAGACUCGUGUUUGGAAAAUGAAGAUAAACAAAAAUCAUAUAAUAUAAAAGAUACUCCACCGUAUUCUGAUGUUAAUAGUCAGAUGGAUACUUCCCCAAUUAAAGAUACCAUAUUUACUACUCCUAAACGAAGUAAUGUAAUGCGUAAAUCAUCAACGAAACGACAAAAAGUUGAAAAUUCUCAUGAAUCUGAAUCCACAGAUUGUCCAAUAUGUCAUAAGAGAUUUAAGACUACAGAUAUUUAUAAUCAUUUUGACGUAUGUUUCCCAGAGCAAUGUUCGUCAAAUUCAUCGGAUAAUAUAAUAGUUAUUGAUAGUUCUUCAGAUUGUGAAUCACCUAAUAGUAUAUUUAUUGAUGAUAGUCCUGAUAUAAAACUAAACAAAAAACCUAAUAUCAUGCAUGAAAAUCACAAAUGUUUAAUUUGCAACACAAUUAUUCCAUCUACCAUGUCAUUGAAUGAUCAUUUAGAAGAAUGUAUCGGUACAAUGUUUAAUGAUGAAUCUAUAUCAUUCUCUGAUAAUGAUAAUGACAAUAGCAAUUCUGAAGAUGCUCGUGCAACAGAUCGAAGUUAUCCUUGUCCUGUCUGCAUGGAAUUAUUUACAGAAAAUAUUAUGAACGAGCAUUUGGAUACAUGCCUUAAAAAAUAUUAGUUGUGAUGUAAUAGAUAUAUAUAUCGAAUUAUCAAUGAAAAUAUGAAAAAUGUUAUAUUGCAUAAUGAUGAUGUAAUAUUAGCAAACUUUCAUUUAAAUUUAAUCUUAAGAAUAUACUUAAUAUAAUUGAAUAAUAUAAGAUGAUUGUGCCACAUCCUGCUAUGUGUACUUUAAUAUUAAACAUACAUCAUAAUAUUUACAUUAGAAUACUAAUUGUAAGAGAAAUUUAUAACAUUCUUGUAUUUAUAUAAUAUCAAAUAUUACCUUCUAUAUAAAUAAAAUAAAAUAAUAUAUUACACUUUAUAAUUCUUCAUAUAUAUGACUUGUAACAAG